AUGAGCUUAAAGAGUCAUUCUCAGUUUUGGCAAAUAGGAAGGAUUCCAGGCCGGACAGAUAACGAGAUAAAGAACUACUGGAACACUCACCUGACCAAGAAGCUGAUUAGCCAAGGCAUUGAUCCAAGAAACCACAAGCCUCUACUCGUAAACCCUACCAAUUCCAACAACCCCAAAAACCAUACCACCUCUUCCUCAGUUCCCAUAAUCAAACCCACACCCAUUCACGUUGGUCUUUCCAACCAAGACAAGACAGUGAAGAUCAAUAGCAGUGCUACUGUUAACGUUGGAGGGACGACGGCGAAUCAUCAGAUUGAUCAGCCCAACAGCGUGGGAGGGACGACGGCGAAUCAUCAGACUACUGGAAAUGGGGAUGAGGGCUUUAAUAUCGAUAUCGGAGACGACAAUGAGGAUAAUUUUGGGAUGAAUUUUUGCCCGGACGAGGAUGCGUUUUCGACGUUCUUCGAUUCUUUGAUGAACGAGGAUGUGUUCAUCGCUGCUGCCCAAAACAACCAACAAUCUAAUCAUCACGGCAUUACCCCCCUGCCCUCAACUUCUGAAAAUAAUAAUAAUCAGAUUCUGAAUCCUUUCCAACACAUGAACUUCCCCUUCAGUACUGCAGGAUGGGUUGAUGAUGAUGAUGAUGAUUUUCUACCAUGA
This is a messenger RNA of Ipomoea nil (Japanese morning glory), 660 nucleotides long. RefSeq names its product transcription repressor MYB5-like. The coding region runs from base 1 to 660 and encodes 219 amino acids. The transcript has 2 exons. NCBI's taxonomy places the organism in Eukaryota, Viridiplantae, Streptophyta, Magnoliopsida, Solanales, Convolvulaceae. The record is from RefSeq and is a predicted model, not a curated record.